AUGGCCACUAUGAGGCAGCUGGUCCAAGCAUCUGUCCCCGCAUAUGCGUGUCCUGAAGGCACCAGAAUGCACAUUCUCAACCUGGGCACUCUAAACGUUGACGAAGGAUGGCUCCUGAUGGGUGUCAACGGAGGAGGUGUCAGCAACCCCAACCCCGUUAACAAGAGAAGAGACCUAAUGAUGAUCGCCGGUCUGAUUGAUCAUCCUGAGAUAGGACUCAUUCUUUUCGAGUGUGGAAGUACGGAGGACGUAAAGAGCAAUGCCGGUUAUGAUAUCAAAGACGUCAAGGCAGUCAUUAUGGGCCACUUACACUUGGACCAUGCGGGCGGAUUGAAUCAUUUCCGUGACACGGGAGUGCCAAUCUAUGUCCACGAAGAAGAAUUCAAACACGCCUGCUGGGCAGCUGCAACAAAUUCUGAUGGUGGGCUGUACUUAUCGGAAUAUCUGAAUCUCAACGGCACAUUGAACUGGCAAACCUUCAACGACUCGCAAGUAGAUCUGUGCACCGGGAUCACGCUCUAUCAUUGUCCUGGGCAUACUCCCGGCCUAUGCAUCAUGCAGGUCAAUCUUGCUGCCGAUGGAACAUUCAUCUGGACGACGGACCAGUACCAUGUGCGGGAGAAUUAUGAGUCAAAUUGGGCACAUGGCUGGCUUUUGCGAGACUACCGCAGCUGGAUUGAUAGUGGGAAGUUUAUUAGACGGUUGCAAAAAGCUUUCUCGGCCAAACUCAUUUUUGGGCAUGACUAUGCUACAGCAGACGAGCUGAUCCAGGCCAAGAAAUAUUACGAAUAG
Molecule: messenger RNA, 792 nt
Organism: Penicillium maclennaniae
Lineage: Eukaryota; Fungi; Ascomycota; Eurotiomycetes; Eurotiales; Aspergillaceae
Product: N-acyl homoserine lactonase family protein
Exons: 4
Coding region: 1-792 (263 amino acids)
Source: RefSeq, a predicted model, not a curated record